CUGCAAUGCAACAGACAGCAAGUCAAUCGGGGGGAGGGAAUCUAGGAGUGCCCGCUGUACCGAAGUUGAGCACUCUCCAGGAGGGAGAUCAAGGGACCACAACAUGUGCUGAAGAACCAGAGCAAGAGAGGACUGGCCCAAGCUCUUCGCAGUGCACACCAAAAGAAAAAAAGAAAGCAGAGCCUGAAGUGAAAGUCCCAGAUGAUGUGCAUGUGCAAAAUAAUGGUUUGCAACGCCCAGAAAAAGAGGGCCACCCUCCAGGGGAGAAGAAACCUGAAGAACAAACCCCUUUGGAACCCUCUGGACCAAGGCAAGUGAAUUCUCAGUUGCCGACUGAUGAACAAAGGAAGUUGGCUGCAAGAGAGGGAGAGGGGCAGCUCCCAGCAAACCCAUCGGAAAUGAUAUCUGAACACUUCAAAAGUACGGAGGAAAAUCUUUCGACGCAUACCAGCACAUCGCCGUCUGAUUCAAAAGACAACACAGAGGCCCCAACAGGUGUGAGUUCUGACACCUCCACACGAACCCAUCGGACGACAUCACCACAGACUACGUCAGACGUCAGUGCUGCUAAUGAAGAGCCUACGAACAAGUCGACUCUUCCAGCAGAGAAAGAGCCCCUCACUGCCGCUUCCACUGCAGCGCCUGGUGCCUUGGACACUUCUGCGGAGCAACCAUAUGAAUCCGAAGCAUUGGCCACGGUGGCAGCUGCCGCUUCUCCACGGCCCAAAUCCGACACCACCAACAGCAACGGCGAUGAGGUGCCCGGCAAGAGUAACAUGGAUGGGGUCAGCGGCUCGGCCCAGCUGUG
Molecule: messenger RNA, 808 nt
Organism: Trypanosoma grayi
Lineage: Eukaryota; Euglenozoa; Kinetoplastea; Trypanosomatida; Trypanosomatidae
Exons: 1
Source: RefSeq, a predicted model, not a curated record